Molecule: messenger RNA, 1049 nt
Organism: Caenorhabditis angaria
Lineage: Eukaryota; Metazoa; Nematoda; Chromadorea; Rhabditida; Rhabditidae
Source: the annotation of a GenBank genome assembly
AUGCUGGUUUUAUUAAUCGGAGACCUUCAUCUUCCACACCGUGCAGCUAGUUUAUCACCAAAGUUUCGCAAACUUUUGGUGCCAAACAAAAUGCAGCAUGUUUUGUGUACUGGAAAUUUAUGUACUCGGGAGACUUUCGAGUAUUUGAGGUUUGUAAUUUUGAAACGGGGAAAUCAAGUUUGCUCUAUCGCACACCUAAUUUAUUUGUCUAAAAAUUUCGCAGAAGAUUUAUCUGAAAAAAAUUGAUUCCUGAUCGAAAAAUAUGAGAAUUUAAAUAAAUCAAUUUUAAGAAUAAGAAAAAAGUUUUUCCGAACAUUUCAGAAAAAUAAAUUAUGUGUGCAAUAGAGCAAACUUGGUUGUCUAUGUGUUUUAGGAGUUGGAAUUUUUAUAUUCAAAAAGUUGGCUCAAAAAACCACCCCAAAGUUUUUUCUCAAAAAUUUUAUUUUCCAGAAGUUUAUCCUCAGAUGUUCAUGUUGUCCGUGGAGAUUUCGAUGACGACGACGGAGCCAAAUAUCCAGAUACAAAGGUAUGAAAAAUCUAUUUCAAAAAUUCAAUUUUUUGAAUUCAGGUUAUCACCGUUGGUCAAUUCAGAAUUGGCUUAUGUCAUGGACAUCAAAUCAUUCCUUGGGGAGAUUCUCGGGUAAGAAUGUGAAUUCGAUAAGGAUUUUUAUUAUUGAAAUGUUUUUAGAUGUUGGAACUACUUGCUAGACAACUUGAUGUUGAUGUUCUUGUGACUGGAAAUACGUUUGAAUGCACAGCUGUUGAGGUAUUUUUAAUGUAAAAAAUCAGCAUGAUAACUGUUUUUUUUCCCAGAAAAAUGGUCGAUUCUAUGUUGAUCCAGGAAGUGCAACUGGAGCAUUUUCAGUUAUCAAAAAUAGGUUAGUUCAAUUUUUCCAUCAAAAAGAAAUCAUCUAAUUUUUUGCAGCCCUCCAACAGCUUCUUUCGCUCUUCUCGAUGUUCAAUCAGAUAGCAUUGUAUCAUAUCUUUAUCGCUUAAUCGAUGACAAUGUCAAAGUCGAUCGUGUUGUGUACAAAAAACCGAAAAAUUAA